This is a messenger RNA of Oreochromis niloticus (Nile tilapia), 4747 nucleotides long. RefSeq names its product signal peptide peptidase 3 (gene sppl3). Gene Ontology annotation, molecular function: aspartic endopeptidase activity, intramembrane cleaving. Lineage: Eukaryota; Metazoa; Chordata; Actinopteri; Cichliformes; Cichlidae. Gene Ontology annotation, biological process: membrane protein proteolysis. The record is from RefSeq and is a predicted model, not a curated record. Bases 546 to 1697 code for a protein of 383 amino acids. The transcript has 11 exons. Gene Ontology annotation, cellular component: cytoplasmic side of endoplasmic reticulum membrane; Golgi-associated vesicle membrane; lumenal side of endoplasmic reticulum membrane.
CGAGAGGGGAAACCAUUACAAACGUUUUCGAUGCAUGAAAGCGUUUCCGUGCACGUCCUAUUUGUAAACCUCUUCACUAGGGCGAUUUUGCGCGCUCCCGUGGACUCGCCAUAGAAAACAAAGCUGAACGUCUUCCAUAACAGCUAGGGGUGCAGACUUGAGGAAUACCCGAAUUUAGUCUGCAUACAGCGAGCUGAAUAUGGAUUUACUGUGGGUGUAGCAUCGUUGGAGACCGAGCCUUCUUGGCUGGGGUGACUGCAGGACAUUAGCGAAACCACCGAAAAUAACAGCUGUCUUUUUUUCUCGGGGUGCUUUGUCUUGUCCACCUAACGAUAGCAAACCAUCACUCGUUUCAAUCGCAAGAUAUUCAGCUAGUUCUUACUAGCUGCUGCCGGGAUGUAUCAUCAUGUUGUCCCCGAAAAGUAACUGCUAAGAAGUCGGAUUGUGAAAGAAACGCAAGAAAACAUCUCCCGGGUCCCAACGGGUUGUCACCGGGACCUGAAUCUGUGUUAGCCACAGUCGCGGAACCCACUGUUUUUGGCGAUAUGGCGGAGCAAGGCUACUCAUCCUGGGCGUACUCCCUAGUUGACUCCAGUCAGGUGUCCACCUUCCUCAUUUCCAUUCUGCUCAUCGUCUAUGGCAGCUUCAGGUCAUUAAACAUGGAUUGUGAGAACCAGGACAAGGAUAAGGAUGGAAACCCUUCAACAACGGGGUCUUUCAAUAACAACAACACAAACAACAGCAUUCAGACUAUAGACUCCACACAGGCCCUGUUUCUGCCCAUAGGAGCCUCAGUGUCUCUGCUAGUCAUGUUCUUCUUCUUUGACUCUGUACAGGUGGUCUUUACCAUCUGCACUGCAGUUCUUGCAACAAUUGCAUUUGCAUUCCUUUUGUUGCCAAUGUGCCAGUAUCUGACCAGACCCUGCUCCCCACAGAACAAGAUUUCAUUUGGUUGCUGUGGGCGCUUCACUCUGGCUGAGCUCCUGUCUUUCUCGCUCUCUGUUAUGUUGGUGCUCAUCUGGGUGCUGACUGGACACUGGCUUCUCAUGGACGCUUUAGCCAUGGGCUUGUGUGUCGCCAUGAUAGCGUUUGUGCGACUUCCCAGUCUGAAGGUGUCUUGCCUGCUGCUGUCAGGACUGCUCAUUUAUGAUGUUUUCUGGGUGUUUUUCUCAGCGUACAUCUUCAAUAGUAAUGUGAUGGUCAAAGUAGCCACUCAGCCUGCUGAAAAUCCCAUAGAUGUUCUGUCCAGGAAGCUCCAUUUGGGGCCGGGGAUGGGCCGUGACGUACCCCGCCUCUCCUUGCCCGGCAAACUGGUCUUUCCCAGUUCCACAGGAAGUCACUUCUCGAUGCUGGGAAUAGGAGACAUCGUGAUGCCAGGGCUGCUGUUAUGCUUUGUCCUGCGUUAUGAUAACUACAAGAAGCAAGCGACCGGGGAAGUCCCAGGGCCCGGUAACAUGUCUGGACGCAUGCAGCGCGUCUCCUAUUUCCACUGCACUCUCAUCGGAUACUUUGUAGGACUGCUGACUGCCACCGUGGCCUCCAGGAUCCAUCGUGCUGCACAGCCCGCUCUGCUCUACCUGGUGCCCUUCACCCUGCUGCCUCUGCUCACCAUGGCCUACCUGAAGGGGGAUUUGCGGCGCAUGUGGUCCGAGCCGUUUCACGCCAAGUCUAGCAGCUCUCGCUUCCUAGAGGUAUGAUACAACUUGGGACAAGCGACCAGCACGGAGAAGUUUUUUUUUUUUUGUUGUUGUUGUUGUUGUUGUUUUGGGUUUUUUUCUCCCUAAAUUCGAGGGAAGGAGAGAGGGCGCACUCAGUGAGGCCAUGUUGUCAUCACUCGUUCAUGCUUUCCACCAAUCUUCUGAGAAAACCCUCCGAAGGGACACCAGUGUGUGGAUCACAACGCCCUGACACAACUCAUCUUUGGUCCCUAUAUCCUCCCUGUUUCAUCUCUGCUUCCUCUCUGCUGUUUAUUUCCUCUUCACUACAGCACAUCCUGCCCAUGCUGUUUUUGUUCUGCCCCUCCCUGUCUUUGUUUUUUUUUUUUUCCUCCCCACCGCCUUUUUCACACGUGUAUAGUUGGUCUUAUUUGCCACUUCCCUCACAUGGCCUCGUCUCAUUCGUCAGGCCUCUUCUCUCUCUGCGGUUUCCUCCUUUUUCUACGUCUUUAAUUUCCUCUGCAUCUCUCUAUGUCUAUGACUCAGAUGAACUCGAGGGCAAGGCCUCCCCUCCCCCCUUUUUGUGGACUUGCAGUUGUGAGACAUAGCAGGGGUUUAUAUAUAUUUUUUUAGCAUUGUCGUGGUCAUUAUUAUUAAUAUUAUUAUUAUUAUUAUGGAACAACUGAAAAAAAAAAUGGAGAAGAGGUGGAGUAUUGCAGCGACACAGGAGAAUGCCCAUGAGCAGCGACACGGUAAAGGAGAAGAGUCUUCCCCUUCCAUCCGUCUGCCCUCGUUCACCUUCGCUUUCUCCCAUCUGUUCCACCAUCGCUCCAUGAUGGCUUCUCCUCGGCGCUCCUGCUCUCCUCUGACACUCCCUGCGAGCUCCUCCUCUCUGUUCAUCUGCUGUCCUCAUUCCCCACCCUCACAGAUAACUAUGUAUUUUAUUUAGAAAAGUUUUAUUCUUGGCAUAUACAGAAAUGAUGCAUUAUAAAUUGUUGAGCUGCCUCCUCCCCCCAGCGUCGGCAGGGGAGGCGCUUCUAUUUGUAUAUAUGUGUACACAUGUAUUUGCGGUAUCUUGAGUUUGUAUUUGUGUUUGGGAGCAUGUUGAACAGGGUGGGAAACUGACGCCAGCCAACAGCCGAAUUUUUGGUGAAUUUUGGUGAAUUUUGACUGCCAGCUGCGUCGACAAGCGAGCGUCCAUCUAUUGGAGACAGUUUUCUAAAUGUUUGUUGACUUGUCCAAUAGAAUCAACAGAUGGAUUUUGUGUGUGUGUGUGUGUGUGUACGGGUGUGUGGUUUAAAAAACAAAACAAACAAAAAAACAAGAUCAUUUGUUACUGAUCAAUGGCAAAGUUUCCUGUUCUAGUGUUAAAGUGUGUGUGUGUGUGUGUGUGUGUGCGCGUGCGCGCGUGUGUGUGUAAAAGAGCUGAACGAAUGAGUGAAUGGUUGUUUUACAUGGUUUUAAUUUGAAAUCACGAACAUUGAAGUUUUGAAACAGCGAUAAUAGUCAGGUUUGCAUUGAGCUGAUUGUGUUCGAUCAAAACUUGCAUGAACUUUUACACAGAACUCACCAGAGGUCAUUUUUCUUAAGACAGGUGGAAAUGUAAACAGUGUUGUUUUUGUUUGUUUCAAAUAAAUGAAUGUUGAAGUAAAUUGAAGGUAUGCUACGUUACUUUUAUCCUGAAACUACAUGUUUCAGUGAUUUUGCACAUCCCAAAUUUACACAUUUUAUAUAUGGCCUUGAAAACACACUUCUUUCCAGCAUACACAAGUCUUUUUGUGUUUUGGCAAAAAAAAAAAAAGAGAAAGGAAAAACAACAACAAACCACAAAAAGAACAAAUCAAACGACACAUCUGAUCUGAACUCUGUAAAUGUCAGUGUUUGACCUCAGUCAAUGAAAACCUGACUAUUGUGAGGGUUUUAAAUCAAAGCCUGCUGCAGAGGAGGGUCAUUGGAUAUGAAGGCUUACUGAGAUUAAAGUAGCUACAGAUUAAAGGUUUUGUGGAUGGAUUGUGUGUGUGUGUGUGUGUGUGUGUGUGUGUGUGUGUUUGGACCUGUUUGAAUCCAUUGAGCCGAGUCAUGAAUCAGUCACACCAUUCAGAAAUCAGUGAAAUAAUUGAGGUUGAAGCUAACCCACAGGAUGUUUUUACUGUCACCAUUAACUGACGUUUUUUUGUUUUUCUUUUGGUCUUUCCACUGUUUUGUGGUGCUUGUCAGUUAAUAUCUAAUGUAUACUGGAAAGCGUGUGAUUGAAGAUGUCUGGAUGCAUUUUGCUGGCUUUUUGGGUUUGGUUUUUUUUGUUGUUUUCUUUUGUUUUUUUUUACUUUUUUAUGCUACCUGGCCGUGCAUGUUAAGUGUACAGUGUAUCAUUUCUCAGACUGCAUUACACAGGGCUACUGCAGUGCUGAGCUCUGCUGGCCAACACAGAGACAUUGGACCUAUGAGCUCGUGUCAGUGGGUAGGACAAAGGCUGCAGGUCAGAAGGACUUUGAUUGGUCAGCUCUGACUGAAAGUUUUGACCUGAGAACUGUCUGGUUCGGGAUCUCCGGCAGUUCGCUCAUUGCAGUCGUCAAAACUGACAUGGAACUACAAACCCCCCCCUUCACCUCUUCAUGGACAAGGCAGAAAAUAUAUAGAUUUAUAUACACAUAUACAUACGCGCGUGUGUGUAUGUAUAUGUGUAUAUAUGCAUAUAUAAAUAACUAAUGAUGAUCAUGGUGGUUUUUGGGGGUUUUUUGUUGGGUUUUUUUUUUUUGUUUUGUUUUUUUUUAUAGAAAUUUGUUUUCUUUUUAGCCCCUCUGUAUUUUUAGUUUAGUGCUUUAGUUUUUGUUUGUUUUUGGUUUUUUUUCCAUCUCUCUUCCCCUCCAGCAGAGCACACGAGCUCUGUUGGUUGCGUUGAUAUUACGGCUGAAUGGAUUCUGUAUAGAAAAUGGUGAAUAAAAUAAAUUAAGAACUGUGUAGUGAAACAUGAAUCCUGAAGCGCUUGAUCUAAAAAACACUUUGUCUCCUUUUAACCCCUUUUCCCCGCCCCCUUGGCUCCUGUCCCCCCUCAUUCAGGAUUCUGCUGUAAAUAAACAUGACUCUAACUGUAA